Messenger RNA from Anopheles funestus (African malaria mosquito), 1666 nucleotides. RefSeq lists its product as uncharacterized. The record is from RefSeq and is a predicted model, not a curated record. The coding region runs from base 102 to 572 and encodes 156 amino acids. Lineage: Eukaryota; Metazoa; Arthropoda; Insecta; Diptera; Culicidae. The transcript has 2 exons.
UGCAGUAUUCAGAAGCAUCCUAUGAUGUUCAGCAUCAAAUAAUCAUUCCUGGGUUCCAUCCGUUCACGCAGGCGCUAUUAGCGCACAAACAUCGGAAGUACAUGCAUUUAGGAGUAAACGGGACUUUGGCCGUUGUACGGGAUGAGUAUUGGCCUAUCAACGGCAAACGAGCUAUUCGCAGUGUCAUACGGAACUGUUACCGAUGCUGCAGAUCCAAGCCUCAACCCAUUCUUCAACCUGAAGGGCAGCUUCCCAUUGGACGAGUUACUCCUGCAAGUGCUUUCACUAGCACAGGACUGGAUUACUGUGGUCCCUUCCUGCUUAAACCGUAUCAUCGAAAGGCAGCAGCUCAUUUGUCUAUCGUCGAGGCAAACCAUUACACAUCUAUUCGGACAACGGAACGAAUUUCAUUGGCGCUAAGAAUGAACUACACGCCAUCUACAAGAUGCUCCAACAAGAUCCAUCACAUAGUAUUGCAUCAUAUUUGGCUGAUGAAGGAAUUCAAUGGCACCUCAUUCCACCACGCGCACCCAACUUCGGCGGACUUUGGGAGGCCGCUGUUAAGGCAGUGAAGACUCAGCUCGUUCGUCAGCUCGGCACAGCUUUAUUGACUUCGGAAGAGUUAAAUACCGUCUUAAUCAAAAUAGAAGGCUGUUUGAACUCCCGACCUUUACUUCCUUUAUCAGAAGACCCGAACGACCUGGCAUGUUUAACACCGGCACAUUUCUUGCUUCAUGACAAACUACGGGUUUUACCUGAAACCCAACUGAACGAGAUACCCAUAAAUCGGUUAAGCCGAUAUCAGCUUCUGCAGCGGUACAAUCAGUCUCUUUGGUCUCGAUGGAAGCAGGAAUAUCUAAAAACGCUGAAUAUCAAUCAUCGAGCUAAGCGAAACGAACAUCGAUUAAAAACUGGAGACAUCGUAAUCAUGAAGGAUGAUAAUUUGCCAGCUGUGGAAUGGCCACUAGCUAGAAUCAUCCAAUUACAUCCAGGAUCGGAUGGAGUCAACCGUGUGGCAACUUUGCGUACUAAAAGCGGCAUCCUCAAAAGAGCAGUAUCCAAGAUUUGCCCUUUAGAGUGUGCAAACGAAUAGCUGUUGAAAAACUAAGUAUUUCAAGGCGGCCGGUAUGUUGUGUCCAAAAAAUCAUUAUAUCACAACUAUGCUACGCGAGCGUAGCGUUCUCGAGUGCACCAGCGUGUCGUUCUCGAAUGCGCGCACGUGAUCCAAAAAGUGGUAUAAAAGGAGGAGCGAGGGGCGAGGAAGAUUAGUGUUCGGUCUUAAGUGGAAGCAGCAGCACCGGUUCAGCAGCCCGCUAGCCCCAUCGAGGAAGACGCUCUCUGGCUUUAGGCCCAACGAGGAAGACGCUCUCUGGCUUUAGGCCCAACGAGGAAGACGCUCUCUGGCUUUAGGCCCAACGAGGAAGACACUCUCUGGCUUUAGGCCCAUCGAGGAAGACGCUCUCUGGCUUUAGGCCCAACGAGGAAGACGCUCUCUGGCUUUAGGCCCAUCGAGGAAGACGCUCUCUGGCUUUAGGCCCAACGGGGAAGACUCUGGGCUCGCGCAGCAACAAGGGGACUCCCAGGCUUUCGAGCCAAAACACAAAAAAACAACACAACGUAGGGAGAAGUUUAAGUGAAGUGAAUAAAUCAGUUUAUCCAUGACAAA